AUGUCCGCAAGCAGCUCAAAGGGAAAGGGAAAGGCCGUGAAGGUAGAGGAGGAGCACGUGCACGGGCCUAACUGCUCUCACUCUCACUCGCACGGCCACUCUCACGAGGAGGAGUAUGACCACUUCGAAGGCAGCGAGGAGAUCCAGGACCCCGUCGUGAAGGCGGCCGACAUCGAGGCGGCGAUGGAGACGAGAGAGCACUUCAUGGACGGGGAGGUGCAGCGCGUCCAGUGCUGUGUUAGUGAUAUGGCGGGCAUGUCCGAGUCCGGCCUGGCAGUACACAAAGUCCGCCUCGAGCCCGGACGCGAGUCGACCGUGCUCCACUCCCACCUCGCAGAGAGCGAGUGGCUGUACAUCCUCCAGGGCACUGCGACGCUGCGGCUCGCGCGCCCCGUUGUCGCGGACGAGGGCGACAUUCGGCCGCCGUUUGGUGCCGAGCUGAUCGAGGAGAACAGGGAGGUCUCUGCGGGCGACUUUAUUGGGUUCCCCGCCGGAAACCCCAACGAACGCUGGGCGCACACGCUCCGAAACGACUCGGCCGCGCCCGUCGAGUACCUCCUCGGCGGCACCCGGCUCAACCUCGACGUCAUCUCGUACCCGGCCCACGGCAAGACGCUCGUCACGCACGAGGGAUCCGGCGCAGAGGGCAUGUUCCAGGAUCAGCAGUAA
Molecule: messenger RNA, 669 nt
Organism: Trichosporon asahii var. asahii CBS 2479
Lineage: Eukaryota; Fungi; Basidiomycota; Tremellomycetes; Trichosporonales; Trichosporonaceae
Exons: 3
Coding region: 1-669 (222 amino acids)
Source: RefSeq, a predicted model, not a curated record